AUGGAUGUUAAACUUACGAAAGAUGCACCGAUUGGAAGCAUUUUUGUCGCUCAUCCAAGUGGAUGGAUAACCGUCCAAGGAUUUUUAAAAUGGUUAAAUGCAUUCGUGGAUCGAGUUAAUCCGACUGAGGAAAACCCAAUUCUUUUAAUAUUGGACGGCCAUAGCACACAUAAGGAUCUGCAAGUUAUUUUAUAUGCAAAAGAACACCACGUUCACAUGCUAAGUUUGCCCCCUCACACGACACACAAACUGCAGCCUUUGGACAGAGCUAUUAUGAAACCGUUUAAAGGUGCAUUUAAUGCAGCAUGUGAGGUCUGGAUGAGCAAAUACGGAAGACUAGGCUUAAAAAUAACUGUUCAAGAAAUCAGUGGUUUAGUUGGAAGCGCAUUUUCAAAAAUUUGUAGAAUGGAAUUGGCACAAUCUGCAUUUCAAUGUACAGGGAUAUAUCCCUUAAACAAAAAUAUCUUUACAGAACUAGAUUUUCUUCCUGCUUCAAACACUACGAAAAUAUUAGAAGCCGACAACCAAGAGAACCAUGAACCUAAAAAUCAUUCACUAACCCCUUCUACUGGCUUAAACUUCGGAUCUCUAAACCAGUCUUCAUUUGACAAAAUAGUUCCUUCCGUUUCUACAAUAAAUCAACGGAACUUCUAA
Messenger RNA from Sitophilus oryzae (rice weevil), 654 nucleotides. RefSeq lists its product as uncharacterized. The coding region runs from base 1 to 654 and encodes 217 amino acids. Lineage: Eukaryota; Metazoa; Arthropoda; Insecta; Coleoptera; Curculionidae. The record is from RefSeq and is a predicted model, not a curated record. Gene Ontology annotation, cellular component: nucleus. Gene Ontology annotation, molecular function: DNA binding. The transcript has a single exon.